Molecule: messenger RNA, 3405 nt
Organism: Pipra filicauda (Wire-tailed manakin)
Lineage: Eukaryota; Metazoa; Chordata; Aves; Passeriformes; Pipridae
Gene: INTS14
Product: integrator complex subunit 14
Exons: 12
Coding region: 358-1914 (518 amino acids)
Biological process (GO): snRNA 3'-end processing
Cellular component (GO): integrator complex
Source: RefSeq, a predicted model, not a curated record
UCCACUAAAUGCCCACAUCCAGGAGAUGUUAAGGAUUGUGUUUUCAUUGGAGUGCAGUUGCUAUUCUGUAAUAUUAACAACUGGGUCAGAGUUCUGCAGGAGGAGAGGAUACAGCUUCUGUCAAGGAACCGACUUUUAAUUGCUACAGCUGAUGCUCUGAAGGCAAGAUCGAGCUGGUAAAACCUCCUUCUAAACCAGGUUUUCACCAAAAUAAGCUCAGCAGGAGGAUGGGAACUGCUUGAGAAUUCCCAGCAAUGCUGGUCCGUGGCUUUCCAGCCUUUCACUCCCCAGGAAAGCGGCCAAGCAAGGGCGGGUGAUCGCGGUUCUCCGUGAGGGCAGCGGGAGGAGCAGCUCGCCAUGCCCACGGUGGUGGUGAUGGACGUGUCCCUGUCCAUGACCCGGCCCGUGGCCGUGGAGGGCUCCGAGGAGUAUCAGCGCAAGCACCUGGCGGCCCACGGGCUCACUAUGCUCUUCGAGCACAUGGCCACCAACUACAAGCUGGAGUUCACGGCCCUCGUGGUGUUCUCAUCGCUCUGGGAGCUGAUGGUGCCCUUUACGAGGGACUACAACACGCUGCAGGAAGCCCUGAGUAACAUGGAUGAUUAUGACAAAACCUGCCUGGAGUCAGCACUGCUGGGGGUUUGCAACAUUGUCCAGCAGGAAUGGGGGGCAGCAAUUCCAUGCCAGGUUGUCCUUGUCACCGACGGCUGCCUGGGCAUCGGCCGCGGCUCCCUGCGCCACUCCCUGGCCACGCACAACCAGCGCAGCGACAGCAACCGCUUCCCGCUGCCCUUCCCCUUCCCGUCCAAGCUCUACGUCAUGUGCAUGGCCAACCUGGAAGAGCUUCAAAGCACAGAUUCCUUGGACUGCCUGGAAAGGCUCAUUGAUUUAAACAAUGGGGAAGGGCAGAUUUUCACCAUUGAUGGCCCCCUGUGCCUGAAGAAUGUGCAGUCAAUGUUUGGAAAGCUGAUAGACCUGGCUUAUACACCAUUCCAUGCUGUUCUCAAGUGUGGCCACUUAGCAUCUGAUGUGCAAGUAUUUCCCAGACCUGAGCCUUUCAUUAUAGAUGAGGAGAUAGACCCCAUUCCUAAAGCAAUUAAUACAGAUCUAGAAAUUGUUGGGUUUGUAGACAUAGCUGACAUUUCCAGCCCUCCUGUCUUGUCCAGACACUUGGUACUGCCCAUUGCACUUAACAGAGAAGGGGAUGAGGUGGGACCUGGGAUCACAGAUGACACCGAAGAUGAGAAUUCAGCAAAUCAGAUUGCUGGGAAAAUCCCCAACUUCUGUGUUUUAUUACAUGGCAGCCUCAAAGUGGAAGGCAUGGUGGCUGUCGUCCAGUUGGGGCCAGAGUGGUAUGGAAUGCUUUAUUCACAAGCUGAUAGCAAGAAGAAAUCAAACCUCAUGAUGUCACUCUUUGAGCCUGGUCCUGAGCCCCUGCCAUGGCUGGGGAAGAUGGCACAGCUUGGCCCCAUUUCAGAUGCAAAAGAAAAUCCUUAUGGGGAGGAUGACAACAAGAGCCCUUUCCCCUUGCAGCCCAAGAACAAGCGCAGCUACGCCCAGAAUGUCACAGUCUGGAUUAAACCAAGUGGCCUCCAGACAGAUGUACAGAAGAUCUUGAGAAAUGCAAGGAAACUCCCUGAAAAAACUCAGACCUUCUAUAAAGAGCUGAACCGUUUGCGGAAGGCAGCGCUGGCCUUCGGAUUCCUGGAGCUGCUGAAGGGCGUGGCGGACAUGCUGGAGAGGGAGUGCACCCUCCUCCCCGACACCGCCCACCCCGACGCCGCCUUCCAGCUCACCCACGCGGCACAGCAGCUCAAGGUGGCGAGCACCGGAGCCUCGGAAUACGCCGCCUACGACCACAACAUUGCCCCUCUACAGACAGACUUUUCCAGCAGCAGCACUGAGAGGAUGUGAAGCCUCCAUUUCGGGAGCUUCUCCAGGCUCGAGUGGUUCUGAUUGUCUUGUCCUGUUUACUUUCUAGGGCUGUUUAAUUACUGUUUGGAGAACUUCCUAUCCAAAGGGGGAUUUUGCAUCAGCGCUCUUUAAACAAACGUAGCGAGUUCGUGGUGGCUUUAGUCGGACCUGGAAACUGGGGAAAGUGUCCCAAGGCCAGUUAUGGUGUUGGAUGAUGGAAGUUAUUCAGUAAAAAAAUGCCGUUUGGGGCAGCUGGUGGCUUUUGGCCUCUCCAAAAUGCAGUUACUACGUAACUGAACUCGCUGGUAAGAGUAUCCUAAAAGGCAGCUACUCCACUUUAUAAUAAACUUCAUCAGUCCAAAGAAAAUGUGUGGGAAGCAAGAUCAGAGUCAGAGCUGAUUUCGGGGUGUUGGCCCUGGUUUUUAUACCCAGCCUGACAGCCAGCCUGUACUGCCAGAGCGAGUGUUAUCACUGGCACUGCAGUGCUUAUGCCUGUGAAAGUAACUUAAUCUUGGGGGACAGGUUUUUUUAUUUGCAUAAUAUUAAUAAAGAGCAAUUCUUCAGGAAAAUUUAAGUUGGAUUUUUUUCCGUUUUCAGAGCGACCAGGCUGUGUGGCCUAAAACAGUGACCUGGUGAAGGCUCAGCUUGCAGCUCUUUAUCACAUGUCAAAUACCAAAUUAUACAACUCCUCAUGUGCAGGGAAAGAACAACUGAAGGAAAGCAAAAUUUGGUUGUAAAUCUUUAUUAAUAGAAACACAUUCUUGCUGAAGGACUAAAGUUCAGUAGUGUAAGAUCCAUGACAGCCUGCACUAGGUACCACAGUUUCACUGAUGGAUACAUAAGGAUUUCAUAACAGAAGUUUAAAUGCCCAGAGGAGAAAAUGGAAGUAUGAAAGUGAUCCUCGCUGUUCUGUUGCUCAGCUAGUUCAAUCCUUUGACAUACUUCAAACAUAGGUACAAUGUGUGCUAAGUGAAAGAUUGUGUAAGUAGUGCUCAGCUCUCCUGAGUAAAGUCAGCUGUGCUCUCCUAUGAGUGGGAGUCUGGAGUAUCCUCAAAGAGAACUUGGAUUACACCUCUUUUGAGAGAACACAAUUUGUGAAGUGCAGCGUGGAGCUUGAACAGGUACUUUGUUAAAGUCUCCUUAUAACAGUUUCCUUUCCUUUACAGUAACAAUCACUGGGUCCAUAUCACAAACAUUACGCUGUUCGUUACUUUUUGUAUAGAAAAUAAUUUUUCUGGAGGAUUCCUGUGGUUUUACAGUAGAAAAAGACAACCAGUAACAUGGCACUAAGCUAAUGUGGACUGCUGGCAUUGCUUUGCAGUGCCUUGGGGCAGUGGCAGUUGGGAAACAACCUGUUCAUAACCACAGUACAGUUUAGAGUAAACUCUGUACACCUCUGAACUGGAUUAAGGAGGCCAGAGGGAUCUGGGAUCAGCUACGGGAGGCUCAGGGUGAGGGGCAUCCUGAAAUAAAGUCAACUGAAACAAAGGC